Pseudoliparis swirei is the source of this 1453-nucleotide messenger RNA. RefSeq names its product ADP-ribosylation factor-like 8Ba (gene arl8ba). Bases 101 to 661 code for a protein of 186 amino acids. Gene Ontology annotation, molecular function: GTP binding; GTPase activity. The record is from RefSeq and is a predicted model, not a curated record. Gene Ontology annotation, biological process: anterograde axonal transport; protein transport. The transcript is spliced from 7 exons. NCBI's taxonomy places the organism in Eukaryota, Metazoa, Chordata, Actinopteri, Perciformes, Liparidae. Gene Ontology annotation, cellular component: lysosomal membrane.
CGUCCCACUUCCCUUCCUCGCUGGGAAAACGCCACAUCUGACAACUGGUGAGAGGGAACCACACAGACGCAACCAGGGAGCGUGAACACCCGACCUCAAGAUGCUGGCACUCGCUAACCGGCUUCUGGACUGGUUCAAGUCUCUGUUCUGGAAGGAGGAGAUGGAGCUGACGCUGGUCGGCCUCCAGUAUUCGGGGAAAACCACAUUUGUAAACGUGAUCGCUUCUGGGCACUUCAGUGAAGACAUGAUCCCUACAGUCGGGUUCAAUAUGAGAAAGGUCACGAAAGGAAACGUCACCAUCAAGAUCUGGGAUAUAGGAGGGCAGCCGAGGUUCAGGAGCAUGUGGGAGCGGUACUGUCGGGGAGUUAAUUCAAUCGUGUACAUGGUUGACGCAGCAGAUCGUGAAAAGGUGGAGGCAUCUAGAAACGAGCUUCAUAAUUUAUUAGACAAACCUCAGUUGCAAGGGAUUCCUGUUUUGGUACUCGGCAACAAAAGGGAUCUUCCCAGUGCUCUAGAUGAAAAGCAGCUCAUUGAGAAAUUGAAUCUGGCAGCUAUCCAGGACAGAGAGAUAUGCUGCUACUCAAUUUCCUGCAAAGAGAAAGACAACAUUGACAUCACACUUCAGUGGCUCAUCCAGCACUCAAAAUCCAGGAGGAGCUGAAAAUGGAGUUGUUGCGCAGCCAUUUUAUUGUCAUGCCCCCCAGCCCGACUCAAUGAAACUCACAUGCUGCUCUGUUCUGCUCGUGACACACAUGUAUUUCCCCCCUUGUCACCUUGUGGUUCUUUCACAAACCCUGAUAAUGCACUACUAAAGAUGUGACUGAUACCAAAUUUAAGAAAUGUUGUUGGCAUUAUUCGUCCUGUAAAGCUGUUCUUUAACUUGGAGGCCGAACAUAAUUUCGGUCUACCGUUUAGGCAUUACCCGGUUAGUCAUACCCAGUGGUUUUCUCACACUAAUUAUGGAUACGACAACAUUCUCUUGAAGGAUAGUUGUUACCGUCAAGCAGCCCUCAAAUAACGAGACAUUAUUUACCCAGUCAGCCAUUGAGCUCUGUCCUGUGAUCGUCUUUGAUGACUGUCACCCUUCGCUUAGUCAGGUUUUCUUCUUUCGUGAAAAUGUUUUAGAAAACUGCAUUUAGUCUGUACAAAUAAAUAUCAAGCUUGUAUGAUUUUUACUGAUGUGAGAUGUGCGUGUAUGGAAAUAUGAUUUUAUUUAAGGUCUGAAUUUACUAAAGGAGUUUGGUGGUGCAUAUUGGCUUCUGUUUGUAAUUAGCCUCAGUGGAAUGAUGUGUGUGCUGUCUCGAGGCUGAGAGAGUGGCAGAACUCAGUGCCUUGUGCAAUGUCUCACCUCUGAAGCAAAGCAGCAUGCAAGGUGUGCCAACCCGGGAAGAGUCAAAGAAACAAACACCACUUCAGUAUAUUCAAAUAAUAAAAAGGCAUGCUUUUUAAUUAA